AUGCAGGUGUGCAUGUUAUGUGCAUUGGGCGAGCGCAUCUACGGGCGUGUGAUGAUCAACCCGGUGCAAGCGCUGGGCGUCGGCUUCCACGUGACCCUGGAGAAGUGUUUCAUCUGCACGGGCGUGGACGGAUACGUGCCCAAGUACAACCCGGCCACCGAUGAGUACGGCUGCGUGGCGGACUCACCUAACCUCCUUCACAACUUUAAGAUCAUUGACAAAGGAGCACCGGACUCCGUAAAAUUCGAAUACCAAGGGAAGGCCUUUAAUGCUCGCCUCGCUGUUGAAGACGGUGAGCCUGACGUCAUUGCUCUCCUGAACCAACCCGGUGCUGAUGGCUUUUCGCUGGAUUCAACCCCACUGUUCGAGGUUGCGUACGGGCGCCAGUGGUUCGUGCACUGCAUUUACACGGUGCGUUCGGAGGAGAGCGCCGCCCGUGGGAUAGGUAAGAGGGACGUAGCGAGCCAGGGGCGCCUCUACCACGCCGUCGCCGCCUUCGCCUCUCCACAAGGGCCUUCGAGAAGAGCCAGGAGAGCCAGCCAGGAGCCACGAACGGGAGACAAUGGACGCGGGACCAACAUGCACAGGCUGUCGUUGCGGAGCAGGCCGGAGGGGAGCCUUGAGCCCGGAGUCACAGGCGAGGAUUCCCACUUCCCUCUCGUCCCCUUACUGGUGGCACUGGCGUGUGUGGUGGCAGCGGGAAGUGUAGCGGCGGCGGUGGUGUUGGCAAGAAGACGCCAGGGGAAAACUUUACCACCGGGUUACAUGACUGUGGCUGGCAACGGUACCUCGGCCACCUACAGGAAUCGUAACACUGUGGAUCCCCGUUAUUACCACACUCACGAGGACAACACCGAAGUGUAGUAACGUUUAGUUA
Molecule: messenger RNA, 877 nt
Organism: Penaeus monodon (black tiger shrimp)
Lineage: Eukaryota; Metazoa; Arthropoda; Malacostraca; Decapoda; Penaeidae
Product: FRAS1-related extracellular matrix protein 2-like
Exons: 5
Coding region: 1-864 (287 amino acids)
Source: RefSeq, a predicted model, not a curated record